Messenger RNA from Beauveria bassiana ARSEF 2860, 1410 nucleotides. Its product is annotated as protein rds1. The record is from RefSeq and is a predicted model, not a curated record. The transcript has a single exon. NCBI's taxonomy places the organism in Eukaryota, Fungi, Ascomycota, Sordariomycetes, Hypocreales, Cordycipitaceae. The coding region runs from base 1 to 1410 and encodes 469 amino acids.
AUGAUUUCGUCGGGACAACUCUUUGCAGGGGCUGCGCUCCUCGCAGCUCUCCCCUCUACACUGGCCUUUCCCAAAUUAUGGCAACCAACGACAACAUUUACCUCGACACCGACCGAGAUACCUGCUGCCAUCACAGCCGACACGAAUGCCACGCACGGCUCCUACACGGGCACAGCCACCACCACCGGCGCGCUCUCGACCUCGGUGCUGUCCAGCGAGAUCCCCCCCUUGCCGGCCCCCGAAGGCUCCUACGACUACCCAGCCGACGGGGAGCUGCACGCCCCCGAACCUGCGCCGUAUACGCCCAGCGGCGGCGUCGGCACCAACGGCUCGGCGCCCGUCUACCGCGUGCAGAGCGACUUCGACUACCAGUCGCUCGCGCUCGCGCUGUACCAAGAGUACAUUGAGCUGGACCUCUUCCGCUGGGGCCUGGCCGCCUUUACCGACGACGAGUUUGAAGCCUACGGCAUCGGCGCCGAGGACCGCUACCUGAUUGAGUACAUGGCCGAGCAGGAGAUUGGGCACGCGACGCUGCUGUCCAACAUGCUGGGCCCGCAGGCUCCCGUGCAGUGCCAGUACAGCUACCCCGUGACCAACGUGCGCGAGUUUGUCGACUUUAACCAGAAGCUGACGCGCUGGGGCGAGGCCGGCGUGUACGGGUUCCUGCCGCACCUGGACUCGGGCCCCGCGGCGCAGCUGCUGCUGCAGAGCAUCACGGUCGAGGCGCGGCAGCAGCUCAUCUUUCGGCAGUUUGGCGGCAUGUUCCCCAUGCCCGUCUGGCACACGGUCGGCAUCCCCCAGAGCUGGGCCUGGACGCUGCUCGCGCCGCACGUCGCCAGCUGCCCGGCGAACCAGACGCGCCUCGUCUGGCAGAACUUCCCCGCCCUCGCCAUCGUCAACCAGCCCAACGCGGCGCGCGUCAACGCCUCCGACGCCUGGAACGAGACGACCGGCCGCGAUGGCAGCAACACGCUGUCGACGGCGGAGAUUGAGCAGGACGACUCGUGCGUCAACGCGACGCGGGAGGUGGACGAGUGCAGCGCCGCCAUUAGCCGGAACCGCAGCCGGCCGCUGUCGUAUCCCGGACGGCAAGUGUUUCUCGAGUGGGACGCGCCGGGCACGCUGGUCGGCCCCAACAACAGCUACGUGACGUCGACGAAUGUCAAGGAGCCCAAGUUUGCGGCGUGGGUGUCGCAGCUCAACGUGACGUACUCGCCGCUGCUCAACGUGAGCCUGGACGGCCGCAGCGCGUACACGGUGCAGCCCAACGUGUCGACGUGGGCGGGCGACCCGGCCAUCAACGGAACCAUGUUCCUGGCGCUGACGGACGUGGACAUGUAUGUGACGCCGUACAACCUGACGCAGCUGAACCCGCACGUGGCGGCGCUGGGUGUGUAUCAGGCUGGUUAG